ACUAGUAAUUCAUAUAGAUUCAUGCCGUGAGGCUGCAGAGAAAUCAGUUUAUUCUACAUCAGAAACGAGCUGGGGACAUGCGCAUCCAUGUCAACCAACAUGGCCACCUAUACCAGAAGCUGUAGCCACGGGUUGACAGCAUAGCCCUUGCCAUUUCUGAGAAAAAUUAGUACAGGUAUCAGGUCUAUUAUCCAGAUAAUGUUUCCAUCAUUUGGAUCUGCACGAAAACAUUUACCGUCAAACCCAACAGGAUUGUUUCACCGCCAGUAUGGAUUCAUGCAUUUUAGUUACAUCAAGUACAGGAGGAAAAGAACGAUUUGAGUGCCCCUUGAACUUUAAGCCUAUGGCUGUGUAUGACGGUACAAUGACUUCAGAUCCUGACUUAGAAGUGUGGCUUAUCAAGGCCCCAGCAGAUUUUAAUCCUGAGAGCUUCACCAACCACCGUUUCCCUCUUGCUGGCUGCAAGUCCCAGAAAGUUAAAGUCGAUGGUGUUCGGAGACUGUACAGUGUUGCAGCGGCUCCAUGCACAGAUACACCCUGCCGUGCCCUCUUGCCACAGGAUAAUGCAUCUGGGGACAGACUUGUGUGCGCUCCCCUAUUUCAAGGUGUCAUUACCAUAUCAGAUGCCCAUGGAGAUUCUUCAGCUGUACACCCCAUUCCAGACAGGCAACCUCGAGCUGUUCCCGAAGGGUUAAAAUUAAGAUACAGCCCUUUUGGCUCAGUUAACCCAAGUAAUAAGAGGAAGGGAGAGGAAGCCAUUGUUCAUACUACUAAGAAGAAGAAGAAAAAACGAAAGCGGGUGGAGGAAAAUGUUAAUGUCUAGGACUGCAACAUUUGCAUUAUGCCUCUCAUAUCUGUAAUAUCUCUUGUGGCCACAAGGUGGCGUUAUUAAAUCUGCUACAUAAACA
This is a messenger RNA of Xenopus laevis (African clawed frog), 908 nucleotides long. RefSeq names its product DNA-directed RNA polymerase I subunit RPA34 (gene polr1g.L). NCBI's taxonomy places the organism in Eukaryota, Metazoa, Chordata, Amphibia, Anura, Pipidae. The record is from RefSeq and is a predicted model, not a curated record. Bases 269 to 823 code for a protein of 184 amino acids. The transcript is spliced from 3 exons.